Clunio marinus is the source of this 213-nucleotide messenger RNA. The record is from the annotation of a GenBank genome assembly. Lineage: Eukaryota; Metazoa; Arthropoda; Insecta; Diptera; Chironomidae.
AUGGAAUAUAAAAUACCGUCAUGGGUUUUCAUGAAAUUAAUCUUCAAUUCUACACUCUACAUACGAAAUUGCAUAAAUUACGAGUUCGACAAAGUGGGAAACGACUGGGUUAUGCUGAAGGGUUUCUUUCAAAAGCAAAAUGACAUUUGUGUCAACAUCUUAUUUAAACUCAAUGAAGACUUAAAAAGCCCUUCAAUAAUCUGUCGUAAGUAA